GGAUAAGGCUGCUGACCAGAGGGGCAGGAGCGAGCAUCGCGAAGGGAUGCCAAUGCCUCAGGGCUCACACUGCUCUGCCGACGUCUCGCCCGAAGAGGACGAGGACGAUGCCGAUGUCGAUGUCGAUGAGAACGGCCAGUAUAUCCCUCCUCGCGCAAACUGGGCUCGCCCCAACCCUGCCACUACCACUCAACAGACUUACGGCGUCCCCCCACCUGGCCGUUCAGUCUCGUCAAGCGUUUACUCGCAGAGUAACGUCCCGUCGACCCGGACCCGCCGGCCGGCCAGCUCCGUCAUCCCAGGCCUGCCACGGCCGAGCGACUACGCCAGCAUCACCCAAGCUAACGCAGCCGCCAUGGCCGCGCCUUCAACGGUUUAUAUGGACCGGAGGGACGGUCGUGGCCGGCAGCAGCGGCAGUCUAUGGCUGCUGCGUCUGCAGUUGCCUCCGAGUGGACAGAUGUUUCGGUUCACACAGUUACGCCGGGGGACCGGGAGCGGGAGCCGCGGGCUAAUCGUAACAGGCGCCAGUCGGUUAACACGCUCGAUACGGUGCGGGAGGAGCCGCGGGAUGAUCGUCACCAGCGGGAACCAGUGCCGCGGGUUGAUCGUAGCUCACGGCAGCUGCAGCGGUUGGACGAACAGUCUGAAGAUGCUGAUGCUGCCACGUCCACCAAUCUCACCAGGUGGGAAGAUUUCUACAGACCCGAGGACCGCACUCCUCCGCGGCAGCAUAGGUCUAGCCGCGAGAAUCACCGGAACAGGCAGAGCCGCGGCCAGGAUCAGAACCCCCAGAACCGUGAGCAUCAUCACAGGCAGAGCCGCAAUCCGGGUCGGAACCAGACCCAGAACCGGAACCGGGCCGAGUCAGUUGCCGAGUCCGCCGUCACCACCUGGGAAGAGAUUUGCAGGAAGUGGGUGAACGAAUCAGCGCCAGUGGUCGAGGAUAUUGGCUGAAAUCUAUCUACCCAGAAUGAUACCAACCCAGGUUACGGUUUCUUGCCUCACGAUAAGGUAAGUCAGACUCGUGACGACCCUUUACUAUGCCCCAUCCACGCUGUGACAGACUGGUUCGGCCCCCCUUUCCCCAUCAUCUUAUGUUGAGGCAGACCUGCUGCCUAGCUAGCAAAGCAGACAUCUCAUAUGCACCGUACAUAGCAUGUCAACCAUAUUACCCCUUCCACACUUGUAGAAACGACUAAACUAUCUUGAUAAAAAUGUGAACCUUCAAGUGAGCUUGGCCCAGUUACCAUACCUGAUAGUGUUUUCUGUGCAAUGGAAGACAAAGAGACAGGAUUAGAACAAUCUAAACAUUAUCAAAGUGGAUCAGGAAAGGUUAUACCAACUUGACCUGGAGAGC
Molecule: messenger RNA, 1358 nt
Organism: Canariomyces notabilis
Lineage: Eukaryota; Fungi; Ascomycota; Sordariomycetes; Sordariales; Chaetomiaceae
Exons: 3
Coding region: 53-955 (300 amino acids)
Source: RefSeq, a predicted model, not a curated record